This is a messenger RNA of Parnassius mnemosyne (clouded apollo), 546 nucleotides long. The record is from the annotation of a GenBank genome assembly. NCBI's taxonomy places the organism in Eukaryota, Metazoa, Arthropoda, Insecta, Lepidoptera, Papilionidae.
AUGAUUAGUUGUCCUUUUUGUUUAAUGUUAAACGAUCAAGACCUAGACUUUUCUGUGUUGUUAAGAAAAUUGUAUAAUGUUUCCGAUGCUGAAACGGAAAUCGAUCCGGCUGAUUUACAUCAAUUAAGGUUAACUUUAAUUGCUCCAGGUACGAAGUGGUGUGGGCCCGGAAAUGAUGCGAGCGAUUAUGACGACCUUGGAACGGAAGUAGAGACGGACAAAUGCUGCAGACAACAUGACUACUGUACAGAUAUUAUUCCCGCUGGAGAGACCAAAUACAACUUGACCAAUGAAUCUUUCUUUACUCGAUUACAUUGUUCAUGCGACGAUACCUUCAGGCAAUGCCUUCAAAGCGCAAACACUUCAACGUCAAAUAAAAUUGGGAUCAUAUAUUUCAACGCUAUUGGUACCAAAUGUUAUAAGAAAUACUAUCCCGUUACAGGAUGCAAGACGCGAGGCGGGUGGUUUAACAGCAAAUGUAUUGAGUAUAUUUACGACGAAGACGGCGAUAUGUUAUAUCAAUGGUUCGAUGUACUUAACUAUUAA